Messenger RNA from Cetraspora pellucida, 270 nucleotides. Lineage: Eukaryota; Fungi; Glomeromycota; Glomeromycetes; Diversisporales; Gigasporaceae. The record is from the annotation of a GenBank genome assembly.
AUGGAUAUUUCUAACAUUGGUUUAAAACAGGAAUUGAUAAAUAAAUUGAUUAGUAAAUGUAAAACUAAGAAAGAAUUAUAUAAUAGUUUGUUUAGAAAAAAGGUUGUGAAUCUGAAAGAUGAUGGAGAUAAGAAAGCUGGUUCUCAUUUGCAUAAGUGUGAUAGUUUAGCAGGAGUUGAUAAUAGUAAUAAUAAGUUAGAAAUGAAUAGUUUUAGAGCAGGUGGCUUGAAAAGAGCUUAUAUCAUAAGAGGUGCAAGUGAGAAUAGAUGA